Messenger RNA from Coffea eugenioides, 621 nucleotides. RefSeq lists its product as uncharacterized. The record is from RefSeq and is a predicted model, not a curated record. Lineage: Eukaryota; Viridiplantae; Streptophyta; Magnoliopsida; Gentianales; Rubiaceae. The coding region runs from base 1 to 621 and encodes 206 amino acids. The transcript is spliced from 2 exons.
AUGAUAUGGCGCCUAGUGUCUAAUGUCUGGUUCUCGGUAUUGGUUAAUGGCACGCCACUACGCUUUUUUAAGUCAUCCCGGGGUCUUCGGCUAAGGGAUCCCAUAUUGCUGGCCUUAUUUGUGAUUGGAGCAGAGAUGCUAUCUCGGGCUCUGAAUGCUUUAGACUCACAACGGCAGUUCACCUCUUUUAGAGUACCUCCUCGAUGUCCCGUUGUAACACACCUGGCAUAUGCCGAUGAUGUGAUCAUCUUCUCCAGGCGAGUGAGAUCCUCUCUAAUUCUCCUUAAAAAGAAGGCUGCAGCAAUUGGUCAGAUAUUGGGGUUUCAGAAGCAAGCUUUUCUAGUACGCUAUCUUGGCUGUCCUUUGUACGUCAGAAGGCAGAAGAAGGUUUACUUUGCAGAUAUAUAUAAUGCAGUGGCGGCGCGUAUUCUAUCUUGGAAGAACCAGCUUUUAUCGGCUGGAGGUAGAGUGGUGUUGGUUAAGAGUGUUUUAUCUUCAAUGCCAAUACACUUGCUCGCAACUGCUUCUCCUUCAAAGGGGGUUCUUGCGGCUUUGGAGAAGUUAUUCGCGAAUUUCUUGUGGGGAGUUUCAGACUUUGGGACUAAGUUCCAUUGGAUCUAG